This is a messenger RNA of Sebastes umbrosus (honeycomb rockfish), 9001 nucleotides long. It is a transcript of the gene myo16, whose product is annotated as myosin XVI. Gene Ontology annotation, biological process: neuron projection morphogenesis; phosphatidylinositol 3-kinase/protein kinase B signal transduction; negative regulation of G1/S transition of mitotic cell cycle. NCBI's taxonomy places the organism in Eukaryota, Metazoa, Chordata, Actinopteri, Perciformes, Sebastidae. Gene Ontology annotation, molecular function: cytoskeletal motor activity; ATP binding; actin filament binding. The record is from RefSeq and is a predicted model, not a curated record. Gene Ontology annotation, cellular component: perinuclear region of cytoplasm; nucleoplasm; myosin complex. The coding region runs from base 623 to 6457 and encodes 1944 amino acids. The transcript is spliced from 37 exons.
CGCCCCCCAUCACCACGACAACAGGUGCAUGCUAGGUCUUUGCUAGAUAUAUGCAAACUGAUCUUUGCAGCUGAGACCUGAUUGUCUCUGGAUGUUAUUUCCUAGCUGGAAAGAAAGCAUCAAGAACUACGGGGGACAUGUUACAAUGAGUAAGUGGGUGUGUGAGCUUGCUGCAGAGAGCUGCUGCAGAUGUGUGAAGUUGACCGGUGAAUGCGGCAGGUGCUGGCAGAGGGACAGAAAGAUGAAAUGGAGCCAUAAAGACACAGAUCCCACGAGCGUCUGGCAUAUUCCUAACACAGUGACAGACUGACAGAGAGAGAAAGUCCUUUCAGAGAGAGAGAGAAGGACAGAUGGAGAGAAACUGAGGGUGAUUUAGAGGAGCGUUGCAGAGGAGAGGAGGGGAGGGAAUGGCAGGAUUGGGAAAUGUGAAGGAGGUGAGGAUGAUAUAUGAGGAAUGCGGCCAAGUGGUGCGAAGAAUGAUGAGCAGACUCAGGGAGGAAUGAGGGAGAGUGAUGCUGAUGUUUGAAAGGUGAUGGCAAGGAAGGAAGGAAGGAAGGAAGGAAGGAAGGAAAGAGGAGAAAAAUGAGGUUGUUUCCAGCUAUGUAAUGUCUUUCGUCAGAACAUGGAGAUAGACCAGUGUCUGCUGGAGUCUCUCCCCAUUGGCCAGCGCCAGCGGCUGGUCAGGAGGAUGCGCUGCGAUCAAAUACGGGCGUACUACGAGAGGGAAAAGAGCCUUCAGCGACAGCAAGGUGGAAUCAAGGUUCGAGCGCCGCCCGGCCACCGCAAGAAGCACCGCGUCCGCUUCAGCCUCGCCGAUGUCAUACAGGAUGCCAUCAUUCGCCAUGACGACAAAGAAGUGUUGCGUCUCCUGAAGGAGGGAGCAGACCCCAACACUCCCAAUUCUUCUGGGGGAUCCUUGCUACACCUGUGUGCUCGCCAUGACAACGUGUUUGCGGCGGAACUUCUGAUCGAACGAGGCCUGAAUGUCAACCUGCAGGACGAAGACCUGUGGACGGCCCUGCAUGUAGCGUGUGUGUGUGACCAUGCAGAUGUGGUGCUGCUGCUGCUGCUGGCCGGGGUGAACGUUCUGCUGCAGGACGUCAACGGAAACAUUCCUCUGGACUAUGCCGCCGAGGGAACGGAGACCAGCUACAUCCUCCGAAAACACCUGGAGGAAAAUGGUGUGGAUGUGUCAUCCUUGCACGCCAUGAAGACACAGAGACCCAGCACGAUGCUGUCUGAUGUUAGACAGCUUGUAGCCACAGGGAGAAGCCUCAACCAGCCCAAUGAUGACGGGGUCACUCUGCUCCACAUAGCAUGUGCCAGUGGUUAUAGAGAGGUGGUGUGUGUGCUGUUGGAGAAAGGGGCAGACCCUCAUCCUGCUGACAACAACUUCUGGACCCCUCUGCACCUGGCUGCUAAAUACGGACAGACAAGCAUCGUUAGCCAGCUCCUGAGGCACAGAGCAAACCCGACUCUGCUGAACUGCAACCAAGACAAGCCCUCAGACCUUUCCGCGUCAGAGCCCAUAGCUGACAUGCUGCUGAACGCAGAGGAGAGCUGGCUGCAGAGACUAAAGGACCCCACCGCUCCUCUACCCGCCGCUGACCAACGCUAUGAUGGCGGUUCACACGACCUCAACACUCCUGUCAAGAACUUGAACCCUCUGGGUCUCUCUAUCUCUAAGCGGGACAGUCUGCUGGAGAAGUGUGCCAUGUUCAGAGACGCAGGUGGAGCACUGAGCCGACACUCCUCACAGGACAAUGGCCUAGAUGGCCCCUUUAGCUCUGGAGCCAGCAAACUGGAGCAGGUCAAGCUGAUGCCUCCGGCUCCCAAUGAUGACUUGGCGUCCCUCAGUGAGCUGACCGACAGCAGCCUGCUCUACGAGAUGCAGAAGCGCUUUGGCAACGACCAAAUCUACACUUACAUUGGACACAUCCUUCUGCUGGUCAAUCCAAACAAAGAGCUGCCCAUCUACUCCACUUUGGUGAGUCAGUUGUACCUGAGCUCCACGGGUCGCCUGUGCUCCUCUCUGCCACCUCACAUCUUCUCCUCAGCAGAAAGAGCGUACCACAUGAUGCUGCAGGAGAGACGGCCGCAGUGUUUCAUCUUGAGUGGUGAAAGUGGUUCUGGGAAAACGGAGGCCUGUAAGCACAUAGUGAGACACCUGACAGCCCGCUCCAGCCCCAAAGGCUUUGCACUGGAGCCCAGAAUGAAACAUGUUAACUGUAUUCUGGAGGCCUUCGGUCAUGCAAAGACUGUGAGGAACAACAACUCAAGCCGCUUUAUCAAGCUGUUGACCAUCCAAUACUGUGACAAGAGGAGGACGCUGCUCAGAGCCCGCGUGUAUACCCACAUGCUGGAGAAGUCUCGUCUGGUCCACCUGCCUCCUCACCAGCACAGCUUCAACAUCUUCUAUCUGAUGGCUGAAGGCCUGUCGCCCGAGGACAUGAGCGCACUUUACCUCAACAACGUCCUGGCUCACAGGUAUCUUAGCGGAGGACUUCCAGGAGAGAACCCUCCAGUAGCUACAGCUUCUACCCAGAGCAGGGAACGCCUCGCAGCAGUCAAACAAGCCCUGCGAGCCCUGGGCUUUAACAAGCAGGAGGUUGACUCAGUGUUUAUGCUGCUAUCUGCUGUGCUCCAUAUUGGGGACCUACGUUUUACGGCAUUGACAGAGGCCGAUACAGCCUUCCCUUCUGACCUGCAGCUGCUGGAGAGAGUUGCUGGAUUGUUGCAGGUGUGCUCCAAUGACUUAAGCACCGCCCUGACCUCCGACGUCCAGUACUUCAAAGGUGACGUGAUCACUCGGCGUCACACCGUGGAGAUAUCCGAGCAGUACAGAGACCAACUCGCGAAGGCCAUCUAUGGACGCCUCUUCAGCUAUCUGGUCAACAGCACCAACGACUACCUACAGGGACAGGACGACAGCACUGGUGAUCCUGCCUUGGAAAUUGGGAUCUUGGACAUCUUUGGGUUUGAAGAAUUUCAGAGGAAUGGAUUUGAGCAGCUGUGCGUGAACAUGACCAACGAGCGGCUGAGGCAGUACGUCUCUGAGGUGCUAUUCCAGCAGGAACAGGCUGAGUGUCUGCAGGAGGGCAUCGUAAUGGAGAGUCCCCGCUCCCCCGGCAACCAGCCAGCCGUGCUGGACUUCUUUCUUCAGAAGCCUCAGGGACUGCUGUGCGUGUUAGAUGAGGAGAGCCAGAGCCUGCGGCCAGCAGAGCAGACCCUGUACAAGAGGCUGUCAACCCAGCUGGACUCCAAUCCGACUCAGGGUCUCUCUCUCACAACCAAGGAUGGCAACGGAAACCCCCCGCCCAAAGACCAGGGCCCAGCCUUCACUGUCAGCCACUACGCCGGACAGAUUUCAUAUGACCUCACAGGAUCACUCACAAGAAACAAGGACUCCUUUCCUCAGAAUCUCCUGUUUACGAUGAAGUCCAGUGAGAGUGUGUUACUGCAGCAGCUCUUCCAGUCCAAGCUGACUCAGACUGGUUCUCUGGUGCCAGCAGCCCAUGGCCGUGCCGGGCUGAGGGGGACUAAAGCUGCCCUGUUGCUCCACAGGAUGUCAUCAGCCUCCCUUGUCACUGCCAACACUGUCCCCCAACAGCCCCGGAGGUACCAUGACCUUACCAAGAUCUUGAAGAAGAAAGGCUCAAGCUCCUUCCUCCAAAGGCUAGAGCGUUGUGGGCCCAUCACAGUGGCUGUCCAGCUGAGGAACUCGCUGUCAGAGGUGAUCAGUAAGCUGCAGGCUUGCACUCCUCACUUCGUGGAGUGUGUGCGCCCCAACGCCAGCGGUCAGCCAGACAGUUUUGACAGCUUCCAUGUGUCCACCCAGCUGCAGUACAUUGGGGUGCUUGAGAUGGUGCGCAUGAUCCGUUACGGCUACCCCGUCCGCCUGUCCUUCCCGGGCUUCCUCAGCAGAUAUAAAGACCUCGUGGUCCCAACUUUGGGAGACAAGAAGAAAUUGUCACCAGAAGAGAGAUGUCGCUCAGUUCUGCAACAGUCCAAACUCCAGGGAUGGCAGAUGGGCAGCAGCAAAGUGUUUCUGAGAUACUGGCAGGCAGACCAGCUCAACGACCGCUGCUACCAGCUCCAUAAAAAGAUCAUCACCUGUCAGAAAGUGGUGCGCGGCUGGCUGGCCAGACAGCGCGUUCAUCACAGGCUGUCACUGCAGCAGAAAGAGGAGUGCGGCGUGCAGCGUUUCCUGCAGGGGGCGGAAGACAUGGGGCUGCGAACCUACGACCAGCUGGUCAUCCAAAACGCAUCCGACAUCGCACGAGAGAGCGACCGCCUGCGCUGCCAUGGCAACAGCCUUCUCAACACCCUUGGCAGCAGCCCACCGCUUGGCGAGAGGCCUGAGCCGGUGGGCAAGGAGGAGGAUCAGCCUGUCAGGAGGGUUGUUGAGAAAAGUGGGAAAAUCUAUGAGGGUCCUGUCAAUGGAGGAAGUCGAGUUAUACGCCACUUUCGGUCUAGCUCAGUGCCCAUCCCCCUCGCCAUGGAGAACAUGGUCCAUUCCUCUGCCAGUCCACCCAUCAAACCAGCCCUGCAGCAGGUAGCUCAUACCAACGAGGACGGAGCAGGCGGGGGGGGUCUUUCCUCUCCUCGGAAGCAACCUCCGCCCAAACCAAAGAGGGACCCCAACACUCGUCUGAGUGCAUCUUAUGAAGCAGUUAGUGCAGGGUUGACGAUGGCAGCCAAAGAAAGCCCCACUCCAGAGGGGUACGGUUCGCCUGCUGGAAGCCCUCCUAAAUCCCAGCUGUCCCCCACAGACCCUGCAGCCUUGUGCAAGCCCCGUCCCCACAGUGAUGACUACACAACCAUGAGGAAGGUGCCACCCCCCAAACCUAAGCGCAGUCCUAACACUAAGCUGACGGGCUCAUAUGAGGAGAUCAACGCUGUAGCACCCCACAUCCACCAGCUGCGUCCUGCUGAUGUAAAGUUAGCCUUGCUGUCGCGUGCUGGAGGAUUUGGAGGAUUUGGAGGGUUUGGAGGUUUGCUGCAUAAAGCAGCCUCUGUAGAUGCUCCACAUGGAGUAGGACUGAGCCUUUACCAGGGCCACGACGAAGAGGACGUGUACAUAGAGAUGUUGGGCUCCCAGCAGCGAACUCGGAGCCUCCAGGAGCCCCCUGAUAGCCCGGAGCUUGACUCAGAGGCCGUCUAUGAGGAGAUGAAGUAUUUCCCUCACGAAGACGGCGCAACGCCUGACACUGUGGUUAGAAAGGCAGCCAAACUGGAGGCUCUAGGCUUGACCCUGUUGGGAUUAGGGGUAUCUCCUCCUCAGAGCGGGGAGACCAAACGGAUGGCAGCAGGGGUGACCGCUGCCAUGGACAUCGCUCACUCACAGAGCACAUCCAACAGCGGAGCUCCCAAAACUCAGCAUGGCAAAGAUGGCAGCUGUGAUAUCCCUGCUCCUUUCCCCAAUUUGCUUCCCCACCGGCCACCUCUCCUGGUGUUUCCUCCCUCCCCCGUCACCUGCUCUCCUGCUUCAGAUGAGUCACCCCUCACCCCACUAGAGGUAAAGAAGCUGCCUGUGUUCGAGACAAACCUGAACUAUGCCACUGGCCCAGACAGCCCCCUGUCCCCACAGUAUGCCCGCCAGAGGGCUGACUCCUCCCCUAGCCUCACUGUCCUCAUGCCAGAGAAGAAGUCUACACCUCCACUCACACCUCCACCGCCACCUCCUCCCCCCAAUGCCCCACCUCCUCCCUACAGACCUCCUUCACACUUCCCCUUCCCGCCUGAGGCAAACUUCCUGACUCUGACCCGAACAGCAUCUGUCACAGGGAGCACGGACUCCCCCAAAACCUCAUCCUCUCAAAGGGCGAGCGGGGAACCGCUGGGGAAGCCACCCCCUUACUCCCCGGUGAAGAUGUCUCGCCCCGAGCCUCGGAGAGCACACUCGUGCUCCUCCUCUCCCCUGCUGUUCAACCCAGCCAAUGGCAGGCCCCUGACCAGCCCCCUGGAUGAGCUCAACACUCUGUUCAGCUCUGGUCGCACCCUGCUGAGGAAGUCCACCUCUGGUCGCAAGAUGAGAGAUGGAGGAUUCAAUUCUAAUAUCAACCUGCCAGGGAGGGAAGAUUGUGGCUCUGCCCCCACAUCACCGUCUCUACAGCUACAGGACAAGAACGCCAACAACCACACACAUCCUCACUCCCAAAACCCCGCCCCUGUAGAGAACGGCAACCAGAUCUCCAACGGGUCGCUGGAGGAUGAGAGUCACAGCAAGUCAAACUCCUCCAGCUCCGCCUCUCUGCACAGACACAUGGACAGCCAUCACACUCAGGUGUUCCAGCGGUUACGUCUGUCCAACGGGGAUGAGAGCGCCACCCUCGGGGAGCUUCUGCGGUGGCGGCGAGCGCAGUGUGAGGGGCGGCGCGACUGGAAGCACCGUCCACCUCAGUCCCCGUCCCUGCCCCCCACGCUGCUCUGGACCAACAGGAAGGCCUCUCCAUGACAGAGGUUGUGUGAUGCAGUCACAUGUAUUGGCUAUGAAGCUCCUCCCUGCUCUUUUUUUUUGGUAUAUUUGGAACAAGUAACCUCAGUGCCCAGGGGCUAGGUUACAGCUCCAAGCCCCGGAGCGUGAGCCUCGUCCCUGGGCUGAAGGUCCUGCCUCUGCGCCUUUUGACCUCGACUGUGGAGGAUUCCCCAAACCUAUAUGAAACAAGCUCAACACUCUGAAACACUGACGAGUGUUAUCUAUGGAAAAAAAAUGUGGAAUACCGACACAGUAGAGGUCCAUGGGGAGCUGUUUUUUUCUUUUUGAUCAAAGCUUUUAUUAACAAAAAGAGACAGAUUAUUAUUUAUUUUCAGUUCUUUGAGACAAAAUGUGUGACGUCCAUCAAUGGGAGGCUGAAUUAAAGAGCAGAAUAGCAGUGUUUUCAUAGUAGUCCAAUAUUAAAUGGCCCUUUUAGUCUGUAUCCGGUUGUUCUGCCGCACACAGAGGAGCUCCACCCCAGAGCAUGGUGCUGAUUAUACUUGACGUGCUGUCCUGUGAUGUUCCCAUGAAUGCUUGUGCGUGCGCGCCCCCGCCCCCCCGAGUCUCAGACCUCUCUGAAGUUUACAAGUCAACCGACGCCUUCGCACACCUCAUGGUUUUUAGCAUCAGUGUGCUGGCUCAGACAUGGGACCUCUUCAGGUACAGCUCUCACUCAGCCUCUCACGUUUUGGGCUUUUAAGUGCUACUGCGGCCCUGGCAACAAGCGACCAGGGGUCAGGGUAACCUCAGUAAUAUCCCAAGGUGCACUUCUCUUCCCCAUUGUUGCCACCAGCCUUUGACGAACAAAAACCUCUGGCCAAAAUGCAACCUACUGCACUAACCCUUAAUAGGAGAAGGGGAUCCAACAAAAAAAAAAAAACGACUUUGAUUUAAGGUAUAAAGGUAAAGCUAAGAUAACGAAAGCUUUAGCUGACAGGUGUACAGUUCAUGUUGUGAACAUGAAACUCUGUGCCAAAGUGACACAACUUGUGAAAGAUAAACUAACAAGUAUAGUUAUAACCGAUGUAUACAUGUAGUCCCCAUAGAUUCACAUGUACAGACUUGCAUAAAUGACCAAAUCAUAGCUGUUACUGCGAUUCAGUGGUGAUUCAACGGACCGUUUCUAAAUAGAAGAACAUGGCGAAAAAGAGGAGGAAAAAAAAAAACAAGUCUACACUUGAAAAGUAACGACUUAACUCUCAUCAUGUCUCAUCAACACCUGAACAGUUUCAUGUGUUCGGCGUUGUUCAGGAGACUGUGCAGAGCUCAGGAACUCGCGCACAGAUGAACUCGAUUAUUGUACAGAUUCCUCCACCGUGGCUGUGCCCCUUCAUCUCCUUUCCCCUCUUGACCCGAACAAACAGACCCCUUUCUCCCACUUGGUCUUUGACCCUCCCCCCCCUCCGCCCACCUUCCUAAUGGAUCAAACCGGCUCUACGGGUGUUUCCAUGGUAACCGCUUUGUAAAUAGUGAACGGUGUUGUAUGUUCUAGCUUUUACUAUAGCAGAAAAGCACAGGGAUUGAAUUGAAAGACGAGGACGAGAUGAGAUAAUACUGUCUAUGAUGGUGAAACUGAGAUUCAAGAAUGUCUUGGGUUAGAUGCAAUGACUGAGGUAAAGAGAAGAGGUUUAUUUUAAAAUGUGAAUAUCUUGGUUUUUUUUCAGAAUGAUUGUCUAUGGCUAUGAAAUUCUUUAUACUCUAUUUAAUAUUAUUUGUUUUAUCCCUCUUGACCCCCGUUGUUCUGUUCCUAUGAUGCGAGGCAGAUGUUUUCCUUGUAUAUGGAUGUUUUAUUGCACAAUGUUUAUGUGGUGUCGUCGUGUUGACUUCUGUAAUGGGCUGGGUGUGUCUCAACAAGCCGUUUGAUCUCUCAAAGAUCGGCCUGGAUUGUUAGAGCCGCAAAGUAUCAAUAGCUCUAAUUGAUUUCUCAUUCCCACUGAUCACCCACAAUGUGUCCGAUUGAUUCAGCCUCACGAAUUAGCAGCCCCAUCACAGGAUCGAUCUCAGCUGCUGUCUGUGCGCGAACGGGCACAAAUAUUCAAGAGGAAUUAGAGGAGAUCGGCUGAUAAUCAACAACAGAGACGGCAAAUCAGCUGAGCUGCAUUUCCUUGACUGACUGGCUGAAUGUAUAAAUGCAAAGUUUUCUUUCACUGCCUGAAACCCUGUGUAUCUUAUUACUGGAAAAUGCGCCUGUAUCUAAACAGUGUACCUGACUGCUUAAUGUGAUUAUUGUCUUCAGAGGUUAUGUAUGCAGUCCGUUUUUUUUUUUUUAAAACAAGUUAAUAACGAUGCAGCAUUUCGGGUAUAUUGAUUUGCUCCAUUAUUCACACCUUGUGUGCUGCGAUCGGGGUUGCAUGAGUACUACUGCAAUGCAGAACUUUGUCAAGCAUUUUCAUCAUAGUGUGGUUCAGCUCAUUCACACGAGAACCUAAAUCCAGCUACUCAACCUUGCCAGUGCCAAUGAAAGAGAGUUUAUAGCCUCUGUAUAGAGUGCUGCAGGGAUGACGUAUUUUUGUAGGCCAACCA